ACUGUGAAAUCCACAGCAGUCGUGCCGCGAGGCCUGCGAGAGAGACUUCUAGCGCUCCGCUGUUUCGCCCCUAGCACCAUUUAAAUACCCCGACAGUUGUCAACCGCGGACAUUGUCCACUUCAUAGUCCAGUUGCCGUCAUUGGCCACGCAAUUGCCUUCUUUUUGGCGUCGACUCUCAUGUGCGGAGGUCGGUCGCGAUGGCCCGCCGGUAAACGGCACUAACUGUGCCACUGUUCAGUGUUUUAAGUGCAACUGUGAAUCCCACCAUGGAUAUACUUCCAAGCGUCGGCAUCUUCAGAGAGCUGCAGGACAUCCAUGACACCGGCUAUUUCUCGGCACAACCGUCACUCGACGACCACUGGCAACAGACGUGCUACGAGAUGGAGCGCUACUUGAAGGACGAGCCGAAGAUGCAGUCGUUUAAAAAGUUGCCAUCGGACAUGGAAAGGACGUUAUACGGAGUGAAUUGUAUAGAGGACUAUAGUGAUCGUCACUUGGACGCGUUCAGUUCGGCAAGUUCGCCGUGUUCUUGGGACGAAGGGGCUCUAUCGUGUGCCGUACUCGUGAAGCAGGAGCCCCUCGACGAUGAAGAGGACGAAGACGACGGUUACGAAGGACGAGUGCAUGCUGACGCCGGUGAUGCGUUACAAUUGCGACUAGUAGCAAGGAAUCCGGCGACUUUGACACCACCUUCGAGUCCCGAAUCGGGACCAGGCCAUAGUAAUGGAAGUUCUAGUGCGAGCGAAUUGGACGUUUGCGGACUUCGGGUGGGCAGUGUAUCGAGGAAUGCCAUUGUGCGGGUUAGAGGACUUGCAAGGUACAUAUCGGUCGUCCCGAGAACCACACAGAGUCCCGUUUCUUCACCUGCUUCCACGACGACGGUCAAACAUCGACUAGACCAUUCGCCCGACUCCAAACGAAGGAUACACAAGUGCCAAUUUCUCGGCUGCAAGAAGGUCUAUACCAAGAGCUCACACCUCAAGGCGCACCAAAGAACACACACAGGCGAAAAGCCGUACAAGUGCUCGUGGGAAGGCUGUGAGUGGCGGUUCGCCCGAUCGGACGAAUUGACUCGCCACUACCGCAAACACACGGGGGCAAAACCGUUCAAGUGCCGCCAUUGCGACCGAUGCUUUAGUCGUUCGGACCAUUUGGCCCUGCACAUGAAGCGCCACGCUUAGACGGCCUACCUCUCCGCCGCAUCACUGCCAGUUACCGCUAGUGUACAUACAACAUACAACAAUAUUUUAGAUAGGUGUGGAUGGACUCUUGGAGCAGCAGCACACACUCACACACACAUACACACAUGUAGCGAGGGUUUGUCUCCUCAGUGAUGUUCAUUCCUGUGAUCGACAUCGUCGGCUAGGGCCGAACACACCUACAGAACAUUUAUAACUGUAGCUGUACGACGAGGCGCCGCCGUCUCCCACGUCUCAAAGGACGCUAAAUUUCUUCAGAUCAAAAUUUUUUAUCGGAUCGGUGGCUGUUGGCGGGGGCGGCGACGCCUCGGGGAUAGUCAUGUUAGAUUUAGGUGGAGUCUUUGGACGGCAUUUUUGCAAUGUUGUGUAAGGACUCUGGACUUUGUUAGUCUGUACGAAUGUGUCAAAGUAUUAACUGAAGACUGUGCAGGCGCACACCGCCGGAUAUUAGGCUAAAUGUCACUAUUUGUAAUAAUAAAUAAAAGAAUCAAAAAUGUAAUGUAGCGCGAACAAGUUUUUGAAGAAAAAAGAAAAACUGAUAUGAAAAAGUAUUAUAAUAGGUAAUUAUAUUUUUUGAGAAAGUGACCUUGGAUGAAAAUCUACUUUUUUCAAAAAUGCAACGAUAAGCCGUGUACAGUAGUGUUGUACAAUGUGCAUUUGAGCGGCGUCGUGACGUCUGUUCGAGGCGCCCACUGGUGCCGCACCCUCCGACGCAUUCCUUCUCGAUGCAUUCUAUAUUUCUACUUCCUUGACUUAGGCAUAGCGUGACUGUUGUGUGAUCAGAGACCGUGUAUAUAGAUUUUUAGUGUUAUAGCAUUUUGUACAGCUGCAUGCUUUGUUAAUUAGUUCGGUACAUUUUACUAAUAUGUGUGCGAGUGAGCGAGCGAGCGAACGAGCGAGUUGUUAAAACGGGCUUGUGCGAAUGUAGUGAGUGUACGAGAGGACCGUUCGUUGUUCUUCCGGGCACCUUAGCGUAGUCGUCAGAGUAAUAUAUUAAUUGGUUAGUUUAUAACACGAAUUUUUUACCUGCUGGACGCGAAUGUUGAUGUUUCAAUUCCUGUUCUUUGAUCGCCGUUUCGUUUUGCUUUGCGAUGCGACGACUCCCACCAUCGACAGAUAGCGGAGGAAUUGAUUUUGUACGAUUUUUCUAAUAGCAAAUGCGGUGGUUUGAGUCGUCCGUUUGCCUAUUUCUUAUAGAGAGGUGACAUUUAUUCGCUCCCCAGCCUAAAUGUGACAUUCUUUCAUGUUCAUGUCGUCUCUCAGAGACGUUGUAAAUCACUAGAAGGGCGGAUGAUAAAAAGCGAGCGUCGUGGCUAAUUUGUUAAUUAGGUACUAAUUGCUGGUGUCUUCGGCCGACGUGAAAUGAUCCAAAAAGCUGGCAAGUUGAAGCCAAUUAGUGUUCUAAUUAGGUAAUUAAAUAAAUCAUCGUUUGUUGUGUUUGGAAUAACUGAGGGUUAGCUUGUAUCGGUCGGGUUGUUAAAUAAUAUUUGCUGUUUGAUAUGGGUUGGGUUUCUGUUUGGGUUUGCUCGACUGAAUUGAACACAGUGUUGGUUGGCUUCGGGAAGGCACCGUCUAUUACGUUGACUGUUUAACAUUUUCUUUAACAUAAUUCUAGUGAUUUAGAAUGUGCUCUGUGUUGUCUUUUAGUUCGUACGCUCGCCGGCUUUGCUGUUGCGGGCCGGAAUACCUAGUUUUUAAGAUGAUUAGGAAAUACUAUGUGAAUAUAAACGAAAUAUUUUGCCAAUGGAAGUUGAUCUUCUCUUAGGAUUUGGAAAUAAUGUUUCUAUACCAGUAAUUGAAAUGUAUUUGUAAAUGUAUUUUAACUAUAAUUGAAUUUUAGAUGACCCAAUUUGUAAAUAACUACAUGGUAUGCGAAUAAAUUUUCUGAUCUAUUUAAAUUUAAAUUUUGUAAUAUUUCCAUUUUGUAUUUCUUGAUGAUGGUGAUAAAUUUUUGUAGUCUGUAAAUAUUUAUUUGAGAAAAUAUUAAAUCUAUAUGUAAUUAUUAUUCUAUAUGUAAUAUCAAAGCUCGUGCUAUUUUCGUCCUACCAAACCAAAUACGAAAAUGACACGAACAGAUGCACAAAUUAUAUUUAAUAUAUUUCUGUUUUUUGUGAGAGUUAAUUCUACAUAUUCGUCAACCAAACAAACAGUCGGCGAGAUUUCGUACGCUAGCUUGUAAUUCCGCUCAGUGCAAAUAAACGUACGUUCCUGUUAAAAUUAA
Molecule: messenger RNA, 3422 nt
Organism: Tribolium madens (black flour beetle)
Lineage: Eukaryota; Metazoa; Arthropoda; Insecta; Coleoptera; Tenebrionidae
Product: Krueppel-like factor 6
Exons: 3
Coding region: 269-1183 (304 amino acids)
Biological process (GO): regulation of transcription by RNA polymerase II
Molecular function (GO): DNA-binding transcription factor activity, RNA polymerase II-specific; RNA polymerase II cis-regulatory region sequence-specific DNA binding
Source: RefSeq, a predicted model, not a curated record